AUGGCCGCAGCCGAAGACGAGUUACUGUUACCGCUGCUACCUGAACUGUUCGAAACCAGCAAACAGCUUUUGGACGAACUGGAAAUCGCAACAGAGCCCACCGGCUCCCGAAUAAUCCAAGAUAAGGUGUUCAAGGGACUGGAUCUUCUGAAGAAGGCUGCUGAAAUGUUGUCGCAGCUCGACUUGUUCAGCCAAAAUGAAGAUUUGGAGGAGAUCGCGUCCACCGACCUGAAGUACCUGAUGGUGCCAGCAUUUCAAGGAGCGUUUGCCAUGAAACAAGUCAGUCCCAGCAAGCGUCUAGAUCAUUUGCAGUGGGCUCGAGAACACUUUUUAAACUACUUAACUCAGUGCCAGCACUAUCAUGUGGCAGAGUUUGAGCUGCCCAAAACCAAGACCAACUCAACUGAAAAUAACACUGCUAAUUCCUCCAUGGCCUAUCCUAGCAUCGUUGUUAUGGCAUCUCAGAGACAGGCUAAAAUAGAGAGAUACAAGCAGAAGAAGGAGGUGGAGAAUAGGUUGUCUGCACUGAAAUCUGCUGUGGAAAUUGGUCAAGCAGAUGAUGAGCAUGUUCGUGAAUAUUACCUCCUUCACCUUCGAAGGUGGAUUGGUAUCAGCUUAGAAGAGAUUGAGAGCAUUGACCAGGAGAUACAGAUCUUGAGAGAAAAAGACUCCACAAAAGAGGCAUCAACUUCUCAGUCAUCUCGUCAGGACAGGCCUCCAAUGAAACCGUUUGUUCUCACUCGGAACAUGGCCCAAGCCAAAGUAUUUGGAACUGGUUAUCCAAGUCUGGCAUCUAUGACAGUGAAUGACUGGUAUGAACAGCAUCGGAAAUUUGGAGCAUUACCAGAUCAGGGAAUAGCCAAGACAACGUCAGGUAAGGGAAGAUCAUCAUAACUACAAGAUCAACUAGUAAUGGGCAUCUGUGUAAGCAGAAAGAGUUGGCCAUCUGAAAGACCUGAAAACGGGAGAAUUCCAAAACAGCAAACAGUAUUCACUAAAAAGUGUGGCAUUCUGACAGGUGUAAGGUGCUGUUUCAUUGCAUUUGAGGUAGUUUUGAUUCGCAUUUCCCUCGUGAUUAGUGAUGUUGAGCAUCUUUUCAUGUGCCUGUUGGUCAUCUGUGUGUCUUCUUUGGAAAAUGUCUAUUUAGAUCUUCUGCCCAUUUUGUAAUCAGAUUGUUUGUAUUGAGUUGUCUGAGUUCUUAAUAUAUUUUGGAUAUUAACCCCUUAUCAGACAUAUCAUUUGCCAGUAUCUUCUAGUUUUUUGUCUUGCUGAUGGUUCCCUUUGCUGUGCAAAAGCUUUUUAGUUUCAUAUGGUCCCAUUUGUUUAUUUUUGCUUUUGUUGUCCUUGCCUGAGGAGACUGAUCAAAAAAGAAAAUAUUGCUAAGACUGACUGCAA
Messenger RNA from Cervus elaphus (red deer), 1395 nucleotides. RefSeq names its product immunoglobulin-binding protein 1-like. The record is from RefSeq and is a predicted model, not a curated record. Gene Ontology annotation, cellular component: cytosol. The transcript has a single exon. Bases 1 to 894 code for a protein of 297 amino acids. Lineage: Eukaryota; Metazoa; Chordata; Mammalia; Artiodactyla; Cervidae. Gene Ontology annotation, molecular function: protein phosphatase 2A binding. Gene Ontology annotation, biological process: regulation of dephosphorylation; regulation of signal transduction.